Podarcis lilfordi (Lilford's wall lizard) is the source of this 32844-nucleotide messenger RNA. NCBI's taxonomy places the organism in Eukaryota, Metazoa, Chordata, Lepidosauria, Squamata, Lacertidae. The record is from the annotation of a GenBank genome assembly.
AUGAAAGCAGGGAGCGCCUGGCGCAAGUUCUGGGCGGAAGCGGCCUCUGGCCUGUCAGGCGCUGAGAGGGACGCCUGCCAGAGGCGCGCGGUUCCCAUGGCAACAGACGCCGCCGGGAAGCGCGCGGAGAGAGGUAAAGGGGGCGCCGCUUCUCCUCCGCUUCUCCCCCCGAGAUGCUCCGGGCGGGGCGGGGGGGGGCGAGGGAAGGGAGAAGGGGAGCUGCCCGGGAGGCCAUUCACACGUGCGCCCUUCCCUCUCAGGACAGCGGGGUCGCCAUGCAGCGGGCGGACUGAGCCUCCGGCAGCCCCGAGGCCACGAACCUUCUGCGGAGGUGAGAGCGGAGAGGGGGGCUCAGGACCGGAUCCAGAGCCCCUCGGAAGGCAGCAGGCCAGGGGGGCCAGACUCCCGACUCCGCUCAGCCCUGGCCAGGGAGGAGGGGAGAGGCAGCCCCCAAAACCUCCCCAUCCCGGGCUGGGGAAACGGGGCUCGGGGGGCUCUACUCGGGUGUAUUCUCAAAGCAAAACACAGAGCACUCAAAAAGAAACCAAACAGUCCGACCAAAUGUCCUCACACUAUUCCCUAUUCUUCAGUGCUCCUUCCUCUUGCUGUUUCCCUAAAUCUACUGACCAUUUCAAAACAAAUACAUGUAUCUUAAGACAGUAUUCAUGCCUCUUUCUACUCAGUUUUACAGGGAAAAGGUGGUCUGAAACGGAGUAUAUCUUGACGGCAAGUGACUCUCUACUGCAGGAGUCCAACUUCUUCCUUGUAAAUGGGUUAACGGCCACAGAUGGAGCAGCUUGCAGCGCAAGCAGAAAUGUAGGAACACAGUGUGUGCCUCCUGCAAUUUAUAUCCUUUCCCCCAGGCUAGCAUACCUUCUUAAACCGAAUCUGAAAUUGAAUCACAUCCAUUGCGGUCAUACAGUCUAUCUAUGUGGGUUAUAUAUCCCUUCCAGAUAUAUGCAGCAGCCAACAAUCUGAGUCAGUGAGCAAGCCAGCCAAAAUCAACAUUUCGUCAUGUCUGCAAACAAAGGACUCGCUCCUGUGCCGCCAUCUACUUCAAAGCAAGAAAACAAAAAACUGAAAGAUGCUUCUUCCUUAGUUUCUGUCAGCAAGGAUAGUAACGGUAAAUCUUGCAGCAGGUUGUUCAGUAACGAAUAGCUGCAGCCAGGGUUGAGUUUUGUUGACUGCCUCUGUCUGCAGUGUUUGGAUUCUUGAAAGUACUGUGAUAUAUUUGUAGGAGUAGGGCUGUUAAUAUUUGGUUCAGUUCAAGCACAUUUUGGGCCUAACAAGAUAUGCGGUUGUUGCCAUCCGAGUGCAUGGGGAGAACAGGUCCUUCAGGACUGUAUUGGAGACAAGGAAGUAGGGCAUGUGGGCAUCAGGUUAAGAAGAAGUGGUUGGACCUGAAUCCCUUGUGUCUGCUGUUUGUUACUGCCUAUAGCAGGAAUAUCAAUUCUUCCACUUCUUCUAUAGGUAUCUUUUAAUAUGCCUCUUUACAUAUGGUUGCUUAUCAUUUAAAGAAGUGGCUUUCCAGUAAUUAAGAUAACUGGAGGAGAAAAUGUCUAAAUAAGGCUAUCUUCCCUUGGUUUUGUAUGUAGUCCUAAACCUUUGGUGAGUCCAUCAUCAUUAUAAAAUCCUGUCCAUGCCAUGGAUUAAGUGAGGAAACUAGCCCUGCUGCAGGCUUAAAAAUCAAAUUAUAAUAUUUUAGCAUUGAUAGAGGAGGAGUUAAGCAAACUUGAACUUUUAAGGGGAGGGGCAUAAUUCAUGAAAUGCCAAGUUGGUGUUGAAGCCAGGAAUGUUCAGCGCUACUCAUGUUUAACACGUUUAAAAAUAAUUUUUAAAAAAACCAAUUCUUCAUUAGUGGCAGGGUGCUCAUUUGUCAAAGAAAUUAAAAACACUUAGAAUGAAACACAUGGUCACAAAAUGUUGCAGGCAUCGGGGAGGCCAAUCUGUUGCUAACUGUUAGUGUGGGUAAAGGUGCUAUGUAAUAAGUGAACAUUAGAGUCUGGUAACCAUGUUCCACACAUCACUAUUUCUUUAUAACAAAAAUUAUAUACCAUGCUGUCAUCUAAAAAUAUUGAAGCAGUUUACGGAAAUAAAACAAAACUGCAGUUGGAUGCAAUGCUUGAGGUGGAGUCACAAAGCAAUGAAUGCUGAGGAAAUAGAGUUUCUAGAAUAAAAUUGCUUCCUUGAGAAAAACCACAAAAUUUUGCAGAUUAAAAACUGAUAUAAUUUGGGGAAGGGCUGUAGCUAGGUAGAGCAUCUGCCCUGCAUGCAGAAGAACCCAGGCUCACUCCCUGGCAUCUCCCUGGCAAUGCCACCUUCCUGAAAUCCUGGAGAGCUGCUGCCAGUCCGAGAAAACAGUACAGUGGUGCCUCGCAAGACGAAAUUAAUCCGUUCCGCGAGAGUCUUCGUCUAGCGGUUUUUUCGUCUUGCGAAGCAACCCUAUUAGCGGCUUAACGGAUUAGCGCUAUUAGCGGUUUAGCGGCUAUUAAAGGCUUAAAGGCUUAGCGGAUUAGCUGCUAAAAGGCUAUUAAAGGCUAUUAAAGGCUUAGCGGAUUAGAUAAAGGGGGGGGAAAGCGGGGAAAAAAUCUCAAGACUCGCAAGACAUUUUCGUCUUGCGAAGCAAGCCCAUAGGGAAAUUCGUCCUGCGAAGCAACUCAAAAACGGAAAACCCUUUCGUCUAGCGGGUUUUCCGUCUUGCGAGGCAUUCGUCUUGCGGGGCACCACUGUAUCAGCUAGAUGGCCCACUGGAUCUGACUUAGUAUAAGGCACCUUCCUAUGUCCCUAUGAUAGGCUUGAAAAACUCUCAGUCUCCACUGGUCCCAUAUCAAAUUAUUUUCCUCUAAAUCUUGAGUAAUUUUUCUCUCCCCCUGUUUCAUUUGAUAGUCUGGGAUUUUAUAAGGGUCUGCCUUACUCGCACCUUAGCAUUUCUCGGUAGGAAUGAGCAAAAAGGCAAAAAAUCUUGAGAAGAGUGAUGUACUUUCAGGGUAUGUUUGCGUGUGAUGGUUUAACUAAAACCAUGAUUGCAUGUGAACUAGGAGCCAGUGGUUACUAGCUAAACAAGCCAACCUUGUGUGAAUUAAUAUCUGUGCUAUGGAUUUGUCGUUUUUGUUCUGUCUCUGCAUGUAGAUCCAUCGUUUCACAAAGACUUGGAUGGGUUGUAAGUUACAGGCACACACAGAGAAGAUUGGUCAACAAGGAGAGAGGAGUAAUGGGAAAAGCAGGUGGUGUUCAAAAUAAAUAAAUAAAAUAAAAUCCCCAUUUGCUUCCAUCAUUCUUGUUCUCUGCUUCCCUGUCAACCUCUCACCCAUCCUUCUCCCGUUUAGCUAGGAGUCAGUGUGCCUUCUGAGCCAGCUGCAGUUACGCCUGCUGUCAUGUUGGUUUCUGCAGUUUCCUCGAAAUUUCUUCUGUGGAAACCAAGAGGGCAGCGGGCAGCCCUGGCAUUUGCUCCACCAUUCCCUGCCAGAUUAUCAGGCAGCGUUGGGAAGGGUGCCUUUCUUCUUAUCUAAAAAGCACAGGCAGUUUGGCAGACAGUGUGCUGCUGAGGCUGCGUGCUUGGCUGGGGCCAGUUUGGGUGAUGCUUGGCUGAACAGAGAAUCUACUGCACAACAUUUUGGGGAAAAUAAACAAAAAGGAAUCCUUUCCUCAGAGCAUCUGGCAACUUGUGGUGGUGUUGGGAGAGUGCAGAAUGAUGACAGUGGCAAAGAAGAGGGGACAGUUGUGCACUGGCAAUGGAGGGUCUAUGGUAGCAUGGGCAGCACUUUGCCCGGGUCCUCUCAGUCCUGCCACAUGGCUCUUUUCAGUGCAUAGAUGUUGCAGUUUGAUCAAAGAACAGAAAUUAAAAGCAUAUCACAAUGUAUCUCUCAUGUGAGUCUUUGAGUGCUCCAAGCACCUUUUAAAAAUUCUGAGUAUCGUGUACCUGUAAAGCAGAGCUUUCCAAACUAGUCGUGUUGGUGACGCAUUUUUUAGACGUGCACCAUUUCAUGACACAGUAAUUCAGUUUUACUAGCAAACCAGAGGUUAAAUUGACCCCUUUCCAGCCCCGGGAGGAGCGCGGGGACUGUUCAACUGACACACUAACGUGUUGCGACACACAGUUUGGGAAGCUCUGCGGUAAAGUAAGAACUCUGCGAAUGUAACAUGGGCGUAGGCAGGAUUUAUUUUAGGGUGGCAGUCUUUAUGUGGGGGGCAGGUAGAACUGAGUUAUCUGUGAUGCCAUUGAUCAGUUAGUUAAGUAUAUUUAUUUAUUUACUUGAUUGCAGGUGCAAUUGCACUCCCAUGCACCCCCUGGCUACGCCCAUGGUAUGUAAGUGGAUAUUUUCUCUGUUGCUGCUGCUUCUUUCCUCCUUUAGCAAUGCUCCUACUAAACAGUUAUAGCAGGGGCUUCUGUAAUUUUACUCGAAGGCCAGUUUAUAUUAGGCAUAAAUAUGGAUUUUUAAUGUUAUUCUUGAGCACUAACAUGAAAUGUGUGUGAUAGAAUUGUCAGCUUUAAGGGAGUUUUUUUGGGGGGUAGAGAUAAUCUGCUGCCACGACCAAAUAUUAACAGUUACUCUUGCUGUUUCUUUCUUUUUUCUAGAACUCCCUCAGUUAAGAGACAAGUCAGCUGCAUUAGACAGUUCAAAGCCUCUUCCCACAUCUUUACAGCGUGAUUUCAUCCCAGAAGAGAUCUUUGUUGCACUGACCUCUGCUGCCAACCCAAUCCCCUGUCCCAGUGUUUUAAGACCCCCCAAGAAAACAAAAAGUAUAAAAGACUUUCAGGUGCAUAAGUUCAUUUCCAGUCUAUGAAUAUUUGCUUUUUAAAUACAAAAUUUGCCACAAAACCCACUUGCUAUAGAUGUCUGCUGGUGACUGCGAAUUAUGCCAGGUGCACAUAGACACCAGUAUUUUAGGACAACACUUUGCAGAGGGAGCGUUAUUGGGAACAUGGCAGCAUGAGAAAUGUUAAGAACCUGAAGUUCACUGAAUGGGGGGGGGGAGGCAAGAGACUAGUUGGGCCAAAGAACUGGCACUGUCAGGCAACUUAGAGUUUUAUUAAGGAGAUUUUAGUACUUCAGCUUUUGUUGCUUAUCAGACAUAUCACAAACUACUUUCAGCAACAGAAACUUUUGAGAUUGGUUCAGUAAGAAACAAAUAAACAUGCUUUGGGCAUGUUGUAUAAAUAAAGAGGUAAAGGUAAAGGGACCCCUGACCGUUAGGUCUAGUCGUGACCGACUCUGGGGUUGCGCGCUCAUCUCGCUCUAUAGGCCGAGGGAGCCGGCGUUUGUCCGCAGACAGCUUCCGGGUCAUGUGGCCAGCAUGACUAAGCCGCUUCUGGUGAACCAGAGCAGCGCAUGGAAACGCCGUUUACCUUCCCGCCGGAGCGGUACCUACUUAUCUACUUGCACUUGGACGUGCUUUUGAACUGCUAGGUUGGCAGGAGCAGGGACCGAGCAACAGGAGCUCACCCCGUCACGGGGAUUUGAACCGCCGACCUUCUGAUCGGCAAGUCCUAGGCUCUGUGGUUUAACCCACAGCGCCACCCGCGUCCCUAUAAAUAAAGAACCCAUCCCUUUAUUGCAUCUGUCUUUUGCAUGUUCUCCUUCCUGUUUUUGAUGUAUAUUUCACAUGCAUCUCUCGCCAGCUCAUAAAAAGACUUCAGCUAAGACUUAGAAGAAACAGCUGACAGGGUCUCACUGCUAUGUGCAUUUGUGUGUAAUGUGUCAUUAGGCUUAUCAGUAUUGGAGAUGUAGUCUGUGCUUACCACCUGAUCCCGAAGAACCUCUUGAACUAGUCUUUUCUGUUGACUCUUCAGGGGUGCAUUCGUACUACUGAUGGGGUCUGGCAACAUCCUGUACGCAGAAACAAGUUUCGAUAUCUGAUAGAGCAUCCGAUUUGCCUCACAGGAGCUGGAAGGUAAUAGAAUGGAAUUGAUAGGGUCCUGGCACGUCACAUGCCUCUUUGCAAUAACCAGUAGCAGUGCUAGGAUUUGGGAGCCACAGUGCAAGGGUGAUGGAGAGUGCUAGGGAAAUGCCCAUUAAGUAUGUUACACAAGAGUGGCUAACCCGAGGUGAUGGUGUGCUUGGAGAUGAGCAGGAAUGCCCAUGAACCAAGCUAUGACCUUAGAGCAGCUUUUGCUAACUUGUCACCCUCCUGAUGUUGUUGGAUGCAACCCCUGCCAGACCCAGCCAGUUCUGCUGGUGAUCAGGGAUGAUGGGAGUUGUACUGCAGAACGUAGGAGGGCACCCGGCUGGGGAAGACUGGCCUAGAGUCUGCACUGCUGCCUGUUUCCUCAUGCUGCUGCCUGCACCCACAGAGCCAAACCAUUCCAGUCCACGGGAGGCUGCAUAUGUUGCUCAGCAUUCAGCAAGCUGGCUCUGUUUCACACUUGGGUUUAACUUGUGGCGCACUUGGCAAAAGCGGUGGCCACCACUGUUUGAAAACCAGCCCUUUCAAGACCCCAAGACCCUCCUUGUCAACACAUUGCUCCAUUUUAACUCAGGGAUAGGGGGAACCAUGAAGGAGUUUGCCUUCCGCUGAGAGUAAUCCGCUAGAGGGUAGAUGUUGGUGGCUGGUAGACCAAAAGUGGCUGGGAGCAGAGGCAAGAAGCAGGCAGGUCUUCUCUCUUUCCUUUUCUGUCAUCCCCUUUCUCUUUCUCCACCUCUUCCCAUCAAGCAAUCUGUUGCUCUUGGGAAAGAUCUGAACUGAUUGAUUGCAGUGCACUUCCCCCCUCUCUUCCAUUGCACUGUCCGUUUUGAGACCACCACCACCAUGAUUUCCCUCCUCCUUGCCAGAGUUCUCAACUGCUCACUUACAGAGUCUGCUUCCCCCCUCCCUCUUCCAUCACUUCAUCUGGCUCUCUGCCCCAUUCAUGUCUCUGAAUACCAGUCACCAGGGAACAAUAACAUGAGAGGGCUGCUGUACUCAUAACUUGCAUGUAGUCUUCCCAUAAGCAUCUGAUUGGCGCACCUUUGGGGGUUCAUUUCAGGCAGCAAAAUGUUUUGGGCCAGCAUUGGUAAUAGCCAGGGGUUAUUGGAUAACAAGUAAGGUCCUUGCAGACUGGAGGCAAUGUUGUCCCCAUCUUUAAAGAGGGAGGGAAAGAAGACCCAGGUAACUACCAACUAGUCAGCUUGAAAUCAAUACCAGGAAAGGUCCUUGAACAGAUAAUUAAAUAGUUGGUCUGUGAACACUUAGGAAAGAAUGCUGUGAUUACUAAGACCCAAUCUGGGUUUCUGAAAAACCUGGUCCCCGCACUGCGCCGCGCUAGUAAGAGCAGGUGGCGGGGGCAGCAGCGUGGCGGCAGGGGGCGGUUAGGCAAGCCUCGUGGGCCACUACCGGCCCAUGGGCCUUAGGUUGCCGACCCCUGCCUGCUUUGGAUUGUUUUGGCUGCUUCUGUUGCUUUGUCAUUUAUUAAACUAAAAGUAACUAAAAGUAUCUCCUUUAAAACAAAUUGUUUCCAUUUUAUAGAGGGCAACGAAGAAUAGGCACAUUGCAUUUCAUUCUCUGCUAGCUGUAUAGUUUUUAAAAAAUAUAGCUCUACAGCGGCAAGUAAGUCAGGGAUCGCCAACAUGGUGCUGCGGGCACCACUGUGCCCACUGCCUCCUAUGGAGCCUGCAAAAGGUCUAAGUAAAUAUAUUUUCAAAAAUGCACAAGAGUCAGUUUGCUCUUUCAUCUCAGUUCCUGCUUGAACUGAUUCAGCCUCUUCUACAACAGACAACUCCCCAAACGUGCCCUCUUUUCAUUGGAGGCCAGGAUUGGACACCCACCAUCCCAUUUUGAACAGAGGGGUGAAAGGCAUGAAGAACAUUAAUUUCUGUGACAUCAGUUUCUGUCACGCAAUUAAAAAGUCUGGUUGAGCAAUCUUGUGGGCCUUCCAGCCAAUGACCCACUUAUGCUGGCAUAAGUUAGUUGCCAUCCUAUGUACUCCCAGUACAAAAAAUGGGGAGAAAAGACUAGCAUUACAAAACACAAAGCAGCCACUCACCCAGUGACCUUCGCAACAGUGGCAGUGUUAUGACUGAAUACCAUUUCUUUGGUUUGAAUUGUGUGACUUUGGAGUAGGGGCCAAGAACAACAUUUGAAGGAGUUUCAGAGUUUGACAUAGUCCCACUCCUUCCGAGACAUGCCACUGUCCCAUUUUGGCAGAAUGUGGGCAUAUCUCAGCAUACGCUAGUAUAGGGGCCUUCCAUCAAAUCCUGAAAAACUCAAGGAUUAAGGGAUUGUGCCUUAAAGUUGUUUGUUUGUAUUAAUUUUAAUUGAUGGGAAGAUUUCCAUAUGAAUGUAACACAGCAGUUGUUGUUUGAGAGCAUUAACCAGCCAUUAUUCUCCUUAAAAACAUAAAUAUUGUGUUGAAAUAGUUAGUUGUAAUUCUGGAAAUGGAUCUUCACUGGAAGGGGAAUAUAUAUAUAUUUUUUAAAUGAUAUUUAUUAAGGUUUCCAAUAAAAAGAACACAUCGAUAAAAAAUUAAAAAUAAAAAAAGAAAUACACAAUUCAAAAGUACACAAUACAUAAUCCAGAAAAAAACAAAAAACAAAAGACAAAAAAGAAAACAGUUAAAAACAAUACCACCUUUUCAUCUCCAUUUUUAAAUUUACUUAUUUUCUGGACCUCCUCAUACCUCCCUCUUUUGUAUUCCAGUUCAAAUUGUUUGUCCAGCAAUUUCUUUCCCUCUUUUUUAAUCCCAAUCUUUAAUCUUGAUAUAAUAUAACAUUAAAUUUUACCUCUUAAAAACCAAAUUUCCAUUUCCUUUAACUUUUUUAAUCCUAAUCCUUAAUCUUGAUCUAUAUAUAGCUUUAAAUCCUGUACAGCUGGAAGCCACUUAUUUUCAAUCCAACAUCACUCUAACAUUCUUUAAUUUUGCAAUAUUUCUGCAGAUAGUCUUUAAAUUUCUUCCAAUCUUCCUCCACCGACUCUUCUCCCUGGUCACGGAUUCUGCCAGUCAUUUCCGCCAGUUCCAUAUAGUCCAUCAGUUUCAUCUGCCAUUCCUCCAGUGUGGGAAGCUCUUGUGUCUUCCAAUACUUUGCGAUGAGUAUUCUUGCUGCUGUUGUUGCAUACAUAAAGUUCUAUCCUUUUUUAACACCGUUUGGCCGACUAUGCCCAGGAGAAAGGCCUCUGGUUUCUUAAGAAAGGUGUAUUUAAAUACCUUUUUUAAUUCAUUAUAUAUCAUUUCCCAGAAAGCCUUAAUCCUUGGGCACGUCCACGAAAGGUGAAAAAAUGUACCUUCAGUUUCUUUACAUUUCCAACAUUUAUUAUCGGGCAAAUGAUAGAUUUUUGCAAGCUUGACUGGAGUUAUGUACCACCUGUAUAUCAUUUUCAUAAUAUUCUCUCUUAGGGCAUUACAUGCCGUAAAUUUCAUACCUGUGGUCCAUAACUGUUCCCAGUCAGCGAACAUAAUAUUGUGUCCAACGUCUUGUGCCCAUUUAAUCAUAGCAGAUUUUACCGUUUCAUCCUGAGUGUUCCAUUUCAGCAGCAAGUUAUACAUUCUUGACAAAUUCUUAGUUUUGGGUUCUAACAAUUCUGUUUCUAAUUUUGAUUUUUCCACCUGGAAGCCAGUUUUCUUAUCCAAAUUAUAUGCCUCCAUUAUCUGAUAAUAAUGAAGCCAAUCUCUCACUUUAUGUGUCCCAGUCUAAAUAUGUCCAGCAAUGCAUGUUUGAAUGUCAGUGUUGCACUUGUAAGAUUUUAGCUGUGUGUACUGUGGAAAUAAGGGAUGCUGGUGGCGCUGUGGGUUAAACCACAGAGCCUAGGACUUGCCGAUCAGAAGGUCAGCUGUUCGAAUCCCUGCGACGGGGUGAGCUCCUGUUGCUCGGUCCCUGCUCCUGCCAACCUAGCAGUUCGAAAGCACGUCAAAGUGCAAGUAGAUAAAUAGGGACCACUCCGGUGGGAAGGUAGACAGCGUUUCCGUGCGCUGCUCUGGUUCGCCAGAAGCGGCUUAGUCAUGCUGGCCACAUGACCUGGAAGCUGUACGCCAGCUCCCUUGGCCAAUAAAGCAAGAUGAGCACUGUAAACCCAGAGUCGACCACGACUGGACCUAAUGGUCAGGGGUCCCUUUACCUUACUGUGGAAAUAUGCAUAGUAUUAUUUGCUUAGCAAUUUAGUUGUCUGCUGUAAGCAGACUUUUAUGAUUAUUUUGAUCUUUAUGGCUUUUUUAAAAUCUAUUUUUCUUAUGGAUUCUUUCUCUACCCCCCAAUCCCAUUUUUCUCUUGUGAUUCUUUCAGGAUGUGACUGAUCUUUCCACUCUGCAGGAGCUGACACAGGAGUUUCGGGAACGCGUGAACCAAAUUGGCACAGAACUGGAACAAAUCGAAGAAACCAGUAGGGACAGGGCUAGGAGUAUUCAGAAUGGUUUGGCUGGUUGGCUCAGUUACUUCCAGAAUCAUGUUCUGUGAGUCUCAAGGAAUGAUCCUUUAUUAUUGGGGGGCCUCUGUGUUGCCUGCCACAUUCACUGGAGCAGUACAUGGUCAAAGAUCAUUUCUUUAUUUUUUAAAAUCAUUUUUAUUGAUUGUCCAGUUAAAAACAUCCAUUUAAUAUAUCCAAUCAUAUUACUCCAAUUAAAAUAAAAAACUAAAAUAAAAAAGACCAAAUUAUGGUCCAAAUUAUAUGUAUUAAUUUUUCAGAGCUCCACAUGGUCUGCAUCUCUGAAGCAUAUCUCCACAUCUUAGUCCUGCUUCUCCUCGUUGUUUCCAUAUUUUGCACAUCUCGAUUUUAACGCUUCAUAAUUCUUUGUCCCUGAGUCCACGAUUCUCAAUCAUGUCAAACAUAAUGUACUUUCAUCCGUCAAAUAUAGCUUUGUUAACAUAUAUUUUUCCAACUGUCUUUUUAUCAGCUCAGCUUCCUCUGAUUCCUUAAAAAAAAAAGGAGGUUAAUUUUUUAAGGGUGCCGCUAUGCGUACUUGAUUUAAACAUCAGGUUGCCAUCAGCACUGAGCUAACACUGAUUUCACAUACAGCUGAUCUAUCUUGUCAAUCCUGAAAUUUGUGCAAGGUUUACUCCUUAGCUAUCUUUGAAAUAUCUGGUUUAUUUACAGUUAUAGAAGCAGAACCUAUUAGAAGCAAACAGAUAACCGUGCAACAGGCAGCGAAUCCACCAAACCUGCCUGUAUUUCCCAGAGAAUAUAUUCACACAAGUUGCUUCAUGGUCAAGUUGCUUCUCCCUAAAUUCAAACUGGAAAGCUCUCUCUGAACUAUUUCUUGUGCUCUCCUAAUUGCUGAUUGGUGCUGCAUUGCAAAGGCCAUAAAUGAAUAUUAAAGUUCAUUUGUCAGAUCCCUAGACUGACCAAGCAAUGCAUUAAACUAGGGAUGGUGACCCUUUGUGGCAUCCAUGAAUCAAGCAAAGCCACAAUGAUAAACCCAUUCAGAGUAAGUUCCAAACAAUAGGCUCUUGAAGGUGCUUCAGUUUCUUUCUUUGUGUCUCAAGCAAGGUAUGCACACAGCAGGAGUUUAUUCCGAUUUUAGACACCCUGGACAAGAGUGUGUAUUCUUUGCUAUAUAAUUCCCUCCUCCUCUCUUUGACUUCCCAGUGGAAAAGGAACUUACACUUUUGCAAAAGGAGCCUCUUUAUUGGAUCAAAUCCUUGUGGAUCUGAAGGUCUGGGAAAAGGUAAGGGGUUUCCAGUACCAAUCACAACGAACACGGUAUUAAAUAUUAUUAUGUAUUGGGUAUUUAGAUGUCUUCCCUGCAGGUAAUAUGCUUGUUUGUAGGCAGCCGAUCAUGCAUCACUUUAUUUAUUGUCCUUAAAUGUUUUUCUGCCUUAGGAAGCUAAAAGUGGCUUGUGCAGCCAUUCAGUCCCUAAUAAGGACUGCUUCUGCUAAUGUUUAUCAAUGCAUUCAUUGACUCAUAUUAUCACUGCAGCCAGUAAAGGGCAAGCUUGAUAUGGCAUAGGAAGAGUGUGAAAUUCCUCUGCUUACUGCAGCUGUAGGGCAGGGCUCUGAAUUCAAGGAAAGCAGUAGUCUUAGCAUGGUGUUGAAUUUCAUGUUUCUCCUCGGAUUAGUUUGUGUGUGUGUGUGUGUGUGUGUGUGUUUUCACCAAAAUUACCUCUGCUGCUUCACUCCUCUCCAGUUUGUGUGAAACAACACCAGUUAUGUGUUUUUUUCUUCUGUGUGGAGAAAAGCAGCAUAGGGGAGGGCAGAGCAAGUCUUACCAGGCAAAUUGCUCAUGGGGAAAAGGUUGAGUAUCCCCACAUCACUCAUUACUUCAAUCAAAUUUGGAGCCUCCAGAAGGAGCAAGGGUUGACUUUCUGUAAGUUAUAAAUAAAUAAACUGUGGUACCCUUCCAGUGCCCAUGAUUUCACAUCUCGUUUGGUCCUAAAAUCGUUAGGCUUUCCGGGUCAUGUGGCCAACAUGACUAAACUGCUUUUGGCACAACGGGACACCGUGACGAGUGCCAGAGUGUACAGAAAUGUCAUUUAGCUUCCUGCCACAGCGGUACCUAUUUAUCUACUUGCACUGGUGUGCUUUCAGACUGCUAGGUUGGCAGGAGCUGGGACAGAGCAAUAGGAGCUCACCUUGUUGCGUGGACUUGAACUGAGCAUACAGUCCCUGAGAAAGGUUUCAGAAAAUUAUGGCAUUUGUUCCUUCUCCUGCUAGAUGUUGAAUGAGGAGUUGGCGCAGUUUGGUGGAGAAAUCCUCCUUCUGAGACAAGAGCCCCUCACGGUGACUACUAAUCUACAGAAGCAAUGGGUGGAUCUGGGACUUGUUGUGCAUGGGCGUCACAAGACUUUCAAGGGAAGGAUGCCUGUUGAGUUGAAAAUGCUGGAGAGAAUCAACAAGCAGUCCACUCUUCUCUGUGAGCAGUACCGUAUAAGGAUUUGCGGAGAUAACGGUGAGAAACAGCUGGGUUUUCCCAAAAAGAUUUUCUGGAGCACCUCUGGCAAAGGAAAUUAAGAACCUUUUCCUGAUACGAUUCAUAAGAACAUAAGAAGAGGCUGCUGGAUCAGGCCAGUCGCCCACCUAGUACAGCAUCCUGCUCUCACAGUGGCCAACCGAUGCCCAUGGGAAACAAGCAGAACAUGAGCACAAGGGCACCUCUCCCGUUCUGUGGUUCCCGGCAACUGGUAUUUGGAAGAAUUGCUGCCUCCAACGUGGAGGUAGAGCAUAGUCUUCACGGCUGGUAGCCACUGAUAGCCCUCCAUCACUGCCUCCUGGGGAGCAAGUUCCAUAGUUUGACUGUGCACUCUGUGAAUAAGUCCUUCCUUUUGCCUGUCCCGAAUCUUCCAACGUUCAGUUUCAUUGAAUGGCCGCAAGUUCUAAAGUUAGGAGAGAGAGGGAGAAAAAACUUCCUCUCUCCAUUUUCUCAAUGCCACGCAUCGUUUUAUAAACUUCUAUCAUGUUGACUCUCACUCGGCGUUUCUCUAAACCAGGCACCCCCAAACUCGACCCUCCAGUAGUUUUGGGACUACAGUUCCCAUCAUCCCUGACCACUGGUCCUGUUAGCUAGGGAUGAUGGGAGUUGUAGCCCCAAAACAUCUGGAGGGCCAAGUUUGGGAGUGCCUGCUCUAAACUAAAAGGUUCCAAAGGCUGCAGCUUUUCUUCGUAGGGCAGUCAUUCCAACCCUUUGCUCAUUUUGCCCACCUUUUUCUGAUCCUUUUCCUUUUUAAGAUGAGCUGACCAGAACUGUAAACUGUACUCCAACUGUGGUUGCACCGUAAAUUUGUAUAACAGCAUCGUUCUGUUGGGCAAGCAGAAACGCUUGCUUACACUGGCAAAACAAUUGCCUUGCCAAAUCAGUGUUGCAUCCUUUGAAAUGGAAAUUAUACUUUCAGCUUGACCAGUGUGUGGAAUUUUAUUCUCAGCUCAGAAUUUGGGGGUUCUUUCAGCCCAUUUUAAUAAUGAUUUUGGAAGUUAAGAGUCUAAGGUAGCAUCUGGUCCCGAUCUAAUUGGCUAUGAUGAUGUUGUUUUUGUUGUUGUUGACUGAAUUGUUUCCUUUAAGGUUGGUACCUGAGGAUGUGUUCAAGAAGAUUCAGCAGUGGAUCCUGACAACCACUAGUGGUUCCGAGAAAGAAAAUGAUCAGUUCAGCCAUGAAGUAGGUGUCCUGGUGUUUUUCCAACUUCUAACAGCAGAGGCACACUUGUUUCAAACUAAAAUGGAAGGCGAACUUCACUCUUAAAACCCUCUAAAUGUAAGCUUUUUUAUGUGUAACGUAAUAAUUACCUGUGCUCAGAGGAGGCCCUCCUUGUGUUUCUGCAUGCAUCACUCUUCCGAGCGUGUGUCUUGAUUAGAAGCAGCCAAUCCCAAAGAAGUAAGUCAGGCAGAGAGAGAAGAGGCAGCCUUUUUUGAAGGCCAGCAGUUCUGCUGCAUGUCUGUAUUGAGAGCAGUUGAAAUGGUCAAUUUGCAACUGAUGCAGAAUUGGAGAGAUGUAGAUUUCUAUAGCAAAGCUAAAAAAACCGCAACAUAAAAAGUGGGUCUUGUUGCAGGCUAAGGAUAAUGAUAGGUCUUGGAUCUGAAAAGCUCCCCCUUUCUUCUUCCUAUAUGAUGUCUGUCUUGUACAGAUGUACAGAGAAAAGAAGUAAGUCCCUGGGACUUAUUCCUGUGCAAGCAGACCUAGGAUUUCAGCCCUAGUGUUCAUGCUGUGACUUUAUAGUAUAGCUUGAAUCCACCUUGCUCUAAACUUCCUACAGCUGACCGACUUCCACUAUGCUCUGAGCAAGUGGAUGGUCAACCUGCUCAUCCACAUGGCUCCAGACCACAUCUCUCAUGAUACCCUCCCCUUGACUGAUGCAGAAGCGGCAAGGCAGGCGGAAAGGAAGCUGCUGAACAUUUUCAAGCUGGAAGGAGAAGCCACAGGCCUGGCUGCAAAGCUGAGCACAUUCUCCUGCUACAUAGUCAGGUAUUGCUGAUCCCACUGAAUCUCAUCCGCUUCAUAAAGUCACCCCACCAGGCAGAAAGGAAGCCCAUGCCAUGACAGAAAAGCUGUGUAGCAAUGACAGAGGGCACCAUGAUAGGGCACAUCUAGUGAUAUCUCUGUCUCAGCUACCCACACAGUAAGUGAACAGUAAUGUUUCCCUCACAAGGUUGCUGGAGGAUGAACACACAUUUUUAUUUAUAUGUGGUAUAGAUGUAGAUCAUGACAUGGCCAAAUACUGAAGGAGGUUUUUGUGGCCCGGUUUGUUUUAGUGCCUCAGCCCCACCUGUUCCACCUGGUUCUACAGGGAACCAGGCAGAGGGCCUUCUUGCUAGUGGCAUCCGCCCUGUGGAACGCCCUCCCUUCAGAUGUCAAAGAGAUAAACAACUACCUGACAUUUAGAAGACAUCUGAAGGCAGCCCUGUUUAGGGAAGUUAUUAAUGUGUGACAUUUUAAUGUAUUUUUAAUCUUUGUUGGAAGCCGCCCAGAGUGGCUGAGGAGACCCAGCCAGAUGGGAGGGGUACAAAUAUUAUUAUUAUUAUUAUUAUUAUUAUUAUUAUUAUUAUUAUAUUAAAAGGGACACAGGUAGCGCUGUGGGUUAAAUCACAGAGCCUAGGACUUGCCGAUCAGAAGGUCGGCGGUUCGAAUCCCCGCGAUGGGGUGAGCUCCUGUCAACCUAGCAGUUCGAAAGCACAUCAAAGUGCAAGUAGAUAAAUAGGUACCGCUCCAGUGGGAAGGUAAACGGCGUUUCCGUGCACUGCUCUGGUUCGCCAGAAGCGGCUUAAUCAUGCUGGCCACAUGACCCGGAAGCUCCCUUGGCCAAUAAAGCAAGAUGAGUGCCGCAACCCCAGAGUCGUCCGCGACUGGACCUAAUGGUCAGGGGUCCCUUUACCUUUACCUAUUAUUAUUAUUAUCAUUAUUAUUAUUGUGCUGGUGUUGCCUAGGAGAUGUUUUGACUCUCGCAGUUGAGAUGAACUGGGUAUCCUUAGGCAAGCUCAGCCCUCCCUUGCAAGAUUAGACACAAUAAUAUUGACCUAUCUAGUUGCUGGAAGGAUUGCCAUAAGAUAAUGUAUGUGAAGCUUUUCAUACACACUGAAAAUAUUCUAUAAAUACUAAAAUUCACCUGGGUUAUUAAGCAAGCCUCCUGGGGACUCUCCCAGAAAUCUAGGCAACAAAGCCAAAACCAGGACUGCAGGCAGUAAACAGACACCAUUCCAUCUCUCUAGAUAUAGAUAUAGCAGAGAGGGAAGCAGGUAAUGUUGUUCCUGGCAUGUCUUCAGGUCUAAUUUGCCAGAAUAAUGCUCAUCAGAAAAGCUUGCUUAGAAAAUGAAAGAUUUUGUGUCCUAGAUCAAAUGAUAAUUAUUACUAAUAAUUAUACUGAGCAUAUAAUGAUGUCAAUAAGAAUGGCACUGGGCACCUCAGACAGAGUGCUCCAUGCAUACAUUCUCUCAGUAAUCCUGAUCAAUGCUAUUAGUUAGGAUUAGUGUUAUCAUUCUCAUAUUUCAGAAGGCAGAAUGGGGACGGAGGCUGAGAUAAUGGGUUGACAUUUUUCAAGGCUUCCUAGAGAAUUCACAGAGAUAAGAUUUGAAACAAGUAAUUCCUGGCUUUCAAAUAGUAGUCCCCCCCCCCCUUGCCUACAGUUAGUUGCCCCAUUUUUCUCAUUUGUAAACUUCAAAUGUAAAUGGUCCUCAUGACAGAAGGAACGUGACGAAACUGGCUUUCUCAUAUUAAAGUGGCAUUGCUGUGCCGUAACCUAUUGCUGACAUCAUGUAUUUCCUCAGCUGUUGCAAGGAGAUGGUAGCAACGAUAACACGCCAGAAGAUGGUAACUCUUCAACCAGAUGCAGAACAUGAAUUGCAACAGUUAGGGAGGAUCAAGGUAAGCAAGACCAAAUGUGGUCUCUUGCCUUUUGUGCCUCACUCUCCAAAUCCAUCCUACUGUUUUUGGUUUUGAAGUUGGUCAUUGCAUAAGUGAAAUAGUUCCUCGAUUGGGUCACUCUACUUGUUCUAAAGCCUUCACAAUAUUUCAAACCCUGAGAUGGUCUUUGUUGCUGUUCCUGCCGCUGCUGUAUUGAUUAUGGUGAUGAUGUGAAUUUAUCAGCUGCUGUUCAAAAUUAAGUAUUUUUUCCAUGACACUGCCUUAUUUAUUACCCUGGAAUGCCUUCAAGCCUCAGCACAGUGCGCAAAGGCUCUCUGGAGCAAUGGAGAUGACUUCAGCUGCUGGGCACUUCUCGGUGUGGGGCUUAAAGCUGUCCCUCAUUCGCAGCCUCUGGUGAGCUUUCUAGGUCAGAGGGGGAUGUCGGAUGGCAGCCAGUCCAGCGAUAACAAGAGAGUUGCUGUGUAAUGUGGCUUCAGCCGCCACCAUUUUUAUUGUCCCAGAAUACCCCUGGGCACGACAUCAGAACCCCAAGGCAUUCUGGGGUGAUAAAGAUGUCAUUGUCUCUCUCAGCAGCUUCAGCCUGUCACUUCUUUGUUGAGCACUGGACCAAAAAGGAAACACUAAGCAAACAGAAAAGAGAGGAUCCGCCACUUUGACGGGGCUUCUCGAGCCCAUGGCCCCACUGUGCCAAGUGCUGCUUCUGGGCCUGGCUCCCUGCACGCAUAGUUCUGCGGUCCCCAUGUCUGCAUGUAAGCAAUGGGAAACAUUUUCUCAUUCUCUUGUGGGCAGCUUUCCAGGGUCCGCAUGCCAGGGGUGGAUGGGGCCGCAGGCAAAAGUGGGCAAGUGGGAUUCUUGUGACUCUUAGCUUUUGCAAAGUAGGCAUCAUUCCAGCCACACAAAAGCCAGAGGGUUCUACGUUUGCGGUUAACAAGCUGCCAUCAAAAUUUCCGUAAAUCUUGGUACAUUGUGUACCUUUUGCCUACUUUUAAAGAUGGCUUGCUCACAGUUGCCCACGGACAAUGCCGUGCGUACUUUUUAAAGCCCAGCCAGUUUUCAGUUAAGUGGUUUUUCUUACGCAUUGUGAAAUUUGAACUCUGUUAACACUGCUGAUCCGGGCUGUGGUGACCCUUGUUCAGGAAGUUCCAGGAUCCAGCCUGGGCCGGUGCUGUUAAGGGGGUGCCUAGUUGGAGAGGAGGAGAAAAAGUCUGCAGUUGAGCCCAGUAGUGUCACAUAAAUCAUGACGGCGCAUGGAAGGUACCCCCAAUAUUUCAUGUUCCUCCCUAGGCAGGAGGAAGAAAAGGCUGAAAAUUUGUGGUAGUGUCAAUUAUGGCAGCCAUCAGCAAGGGAGGAUAUGAGUCUCAUGUUUCUGUGAAGCAUUUUUGUGAAAUAGAUUGGAAAAGAGAAGUGUGGGCUGUUUGAAGGCAUGCAGUAAGGUGUGGGCCGCUUCAGGCUGAGUGGGAAGGUAGGCUGAGGCUGGGUUGUUUGGAAAGUCUCAAGUUGGGUUGGGACAAUCGUGUCUCUCUUUGGCCCAUGUCGCUUUUGUGACAUCACUAGGGAUGUUGGAGGAUUCUGAUGGAAACAGAAACAGGUGCAAAAAUUGCUGCUCUUCACAUCUUCUCUCAUUUUCAUGACCAGGUUCACUUCGUGUGAAUGAAAGCAGCAUUGACUGACACCACUGUUUGUUUUUUCCAAAGCUGUGAACUUGAUUGCGUUCCUCGCGUGCAAGCUCCUUUGAACCCAGUGGAAUUUGCUUUUGUAUAAACAUGCAUGAGAUUACCCUGUAAAUCUCUGUGUGGCAAUUGCAACUUCACUUCCGCAAGGCACCUACUGUUUCUUAACAGUUCCCAUAACCUGGAGUUUCUCCAAGCCUUUUAAUCCCUGCCAGCCAUGUCUUCUGCAGUGUGCAAACUUUUUCGUGCAAUAUUGUGUGUUUAUACAGUCUGCUGCUGCUACUGCAUGCUGGGAAUUGAAAGGCGAGGAAGUGUGCCCACAUUGGCAUUAGAAGCCUAACAGAGCAGGCCUAAUCCUGUCUUAUCAGAAGUAAGUCCUAUUGAGUUCAAUGAGGCUUGCUCUCAGGCAAGGGGGUUCUAGAUGGGAUUAUUUAUUUAUUGAAUUUAUAUCCUGCCCUUCCUCCCAAAGGAGUUCAGGGCAGCAAAUUCAUAAGCCCUGUGAUAUGAGAAAUAGCUGGUUCCAAACAAAAAGGAAGUUGGAAUGAGUCUUAGGAGCACAGGCUAAACUCCUAACUAUGUCUACUCAGAGGUAAGUCGCAUUGAACUCUAUUGUGUGAAAGUCAACUCAUUUGGUGGAAAGGCAGGAAACAAAUAUAACAAAGAAAUAGGUUCUAGUAAUCAAAUCAGUCUGAUAGAUGUGGAUCAGUGCAGUUCAUGUCAGAAUUCACAAAGACUGAAUUCCCGGGUGAGAUACUGGGAUUUUGGAACGCUGGGGCUCUCUGGAGGAGAUGUUGCAUAGUGAUAGCGAUAGGUGCAGGGCAUUGGCCCAAUGGGACUUCAGGUUUUAGCGGGCCUUUAAUAGUCAUCCCUCUUAAUCUCCAUUUAUGACAACAGUACCACUGAGAAUGUAAGAAAUAGUGUUUUUCACUGGUGGGUGUUACACAAACACAAGCAACCACAGCACACCUGCAAUUAGGGCAAGGGUUUUCCAACCCAAAGGCUGUUACUCCCUGGGCAGCAAAUACAUGGACCUAUCAAUGAUAGUACAGGCGUGAAUGACAGGUCACAGUAUGCAUUUGCAGGGAAGAUAAUGGCUGGGAUGAAUGGUGGACCUCUCAAAAAUCCUUGGCCCCCUACAAAGUCCAGCUCCACCUGCUGCCCAUUUGGGUUGGGAACUGAAAUGGAGAGCCAUAUGCUAAGCAAAACACUGUACAACUUCCUCUAAGCAUAGUUCAACAUAAGCAGCUCUGUUUGAGCCCUCUGGAAGAGCACCACGGGGCAAUUGUUUUUACAGUGGUACCUCGGGUUAAGAACUUAAUUCGUUCUGGAGAUCCGUUCUUAAGCUGAAACUCUUCUUAACCUGAGGUACCACUUUAGCUAAUGGGGCCUCCCGCCCCCGCCACACGAUUUCUGUUCUCAUUCUGAAGCAAAGUUCUUAACCCGAGGUACUAUUUCUGGGUUAGUGGAGUCUGUAACCUGAAGCAUAUGUUAACCCGAGGUAGCACUGUAUUUCCCCUUUGGUGAUUGGUUGCUUCUUUCACUCUCUCUUUUUCCAGACAGAGUUCUUGGAUUGGAUUGAAACCUGCAACCUCCUCCUGUCUGGGAUGAAGACCACUCCCACCACUUUAAUCAGCCAAGAAGACCUGGUUGGCCUGUUUGGGUUAGAGGUACUGGCAGAAAUAACCUUUGGUGUGACUGGUGGUGGGGGGGAUUUUUUCUCCCUCUCUCCCCCGCCCUCCACCUCUCUUCUGGCACAGGGCGAUAUCUCAGAAGGAGAAUUUCACUUGCAACCUUUUUGCAGGUGCUUCAACUGAAACGACAGCUGCCUCCUCGUCCGGAGCAGAGAGUGGAGAGCUCCUCCACCACAGAUGUACCUGUGGAGGAAGAGAAAAAAGACAAAGAAGCUGUGGAUGUUCUAAAAGAUCAGGAAGCCGCAGAACAGAAGCAAGCGUUAGAAGCAGAGGUGAGCAUCUCCAUUAGGAAAUGUACAAAGCUGUCCCUCUUCUUUCAGGGCUUCUUUCUUUCUCACUGGGGCUUAUGGCCGUGUGUUUAUUGCUAUCUGGUGGAAGUUUUGACAUCAUGAAAAGGGAAUCCUGCAGUUUACAAACAGAAGAAAUAUAUAUCUAUCCCUCAUGACUAUGGAGAAGAGAUUGGAGACAUAUGGUGGAUGCUACCUGGAAAAGCUACUUCCAGUAGGCCACACAGAAGUUGUUAAUGGUGUCGGGAGUGGCAUCACUGCUGGGCCCCUGGGUUGGUAGUGUGGAGGAAGCAGUUUGCAUGGAUGGGGCUGUCAACGUGGCUGUUUUUCUUACAACUACGUCCCGCGUGAUAAGCUUCCUUUACAUAUUAACAGGAGCAAUGGGGUAUUCGUUGGCUGCAUCACAUUGAUGGAUAUGUAUGAACUGCCCAUUUAAUGCUUUGCGUUCUCCCCUUCUGUGACUUAAAUUUCUUGCUGUUCUGAUCAUACAUCCAACACCUCCCUCUUUGACCACUUCCUGAAAAAUUGCAAAAGCUUUAAAAAAUCUGAGGAAUUGGAAUUCAAUACCAGUAAAUACUGGUCACUGAACUGAGAAUUCCUUGCUACAGAUUCUGGAUUCUGGUUUCUUCUGGUGCAGAACAUAAGCAGGACUGUGGGCAAUGCAGCAAAAGCAAGCCUCGCAAAGGAAAGGCACCCCCUUUCUCCAGCUGUUGGUCAUAAAGUGUCUACUUGAGUCAGAAACUUUAUGCUACAAAGUUGUAUACCACUUAGCUUUCUCACAAAGCAUCCUGGGAAUUGUAGUUUGAUGAAGUGCUGCGGAUUCUCUUUUCAAGGGUGGUUGAGCAUGUUUAAAUAUGGAAAGUGGAUAAGCCAAGAGUGUAUACGCUUCCGAUUCUCCAGCAGCAGAGAAUCAGCCCCAGAAUUCAUGCAUGGUCUGUGAACCAGGGGCAUAGGAAGGGGGGGGCGGAGGGGGCAGGUGACAAGAUGGCCCCUGCAUCCUCCCAGCUGUAGAGCGGCCAAGGGCGCGCGCAGUCCAUAUGGGCGCCGCUUGCGCGGUGUCCAUACGGGCUGCCACUCUCACGCGCCAUCUGUACGGGUGUCCGUAUGGGCUGCCGCACGUGCGCACUCCAUACGGCAGCCUGUACGGUCGCCGUGCAAGCAGCAGCCAAUAUGGACGCUGCGUGCAAGUGGCAGCCCGUACAGACUGUGCAUGUGCGGCAUCCCGUAUGGUCACCGCACAUGCGCAGUCUGUACAGGAUGCCACUUGCAUGGUGUCCGUACGCGCUACCACACAUGCACACUCUGGGAUGCCACUUGUGCGGCAACCCAUACGGUCACCGUGUAAGCGGCAGCCUGUACGGAGUGCGCACAUGUGGGAUACCGCACAUGCGCAGUCCGUACGGGAUGCCGCACAUGCGCACUUCGUACGGGCUGCCCUGCCCCUGGUGCCAGAGAGGGUUCCUCCGCCACUGCUGUGAACACUGACUCCAGAGGCUCCUGAACCACAAUUGACAGCGUAGCCUUAUGUGGAAUAUGAAAAUAAUUGAAGAUUGUGUUGAUCAGAGCUUUUUUUCUAGAAAAAAUGGUGCUGGCACUCACCGCGAAGUUGUUACAGUUAAGUGCCACACUUUUAACAUAUCCAUUAAAAAGGCGCCGGUACUGCAUACUGUCGAGUACCCCCAGGGGAAAAAAGGACUGGCGUUGAUCAUCAUGAUCCUUCCAUACACUAUCUGAGUCUCUUCUGUGCGCAGUUUCCUUGAUGAUGAGGAAACAACCAUUGCAUUGUGUGGUCCUUCCCUUUCCCCUUGCUCCUUCUCUUUGUCCUUGCAGGAACAGCCACCCGUGCCCAGCACCAGCACUGGUGAGCAGGCCGGGAGUCUUGCGGUCACUUACCCAGUCAGAUACAUUGGAGAUGAUUCUAAUGUGUAUGUCAAAACCAUGCAAGUGCAAGAAAUCACAGUGUCACGGGUAUGUAUGUACAUAUAAAUAGAUAGAUCUUCUCCGAAGAGGUGUGUCUAUUUGGAAGAAGGUGUGGCAGCUGCUUUAGAGGACAGGUUCUCAGUGUUAGUUAUUUAUAUCCCACCUUGCAGCAGAAGAAUCGUUAUUUGCAUCAGCCACUAGCCAUAGCAAUAAAACCAAAUAAAAUGUACUGAAGGUAGAGGUAAAAACUUAACUAUAGAAAAUACAUUUGGGGGUUUACAUCAAUAAUCAAAUAAUAGAUCUUAUUCUAAUUGUCCCCACUAAAAACCCUGCAGUUUUUGCUGUCACCUGAUCAUCUUGAUCUGCUAAAAGAAAGGAUGCAGUAGGAACGGUUGAGUGACCUGGCAUGGACAGUAAUAGAGGGGUAUUAACCUCACUCCUCAAAUCUUUAUAAAGAGUGUAAGCCAGAAGCACAUGAGCCACUGACUCAAUACUGCCAUCUCCACAGGGACAUAACUGUUUUUCCAGUGGAAUUUUUUGAAAUCGACCCUUGGGUACAGCCAAAGGCAGUAUAUUCAAUCUUGCAAAAGUGAAAGCGCGUCUGUAUUUUGGAAUUGUUACAUUUUGCAAAUAGGGUGCCAAAGUGGCUAGGUGGGAAAUAAUCAUACCAUGGACAAAAUUUCCUUAUUUUGGCCAGAUUAUUCUGUCGCUCAGUGUCAUAUAGGCACUGUCUAAUUAAAUUAUUUGAUUACUGAAGCCAGAUGUUAAUAACUGUUGUGGUGAUAAACCAGAAAAGUAGAGCUUUCGGUUGACAAUUUUAGUCCAAGCGCUCUCAUGACAAUCUUGCAAUACUAAUGGUAGUUGACCAGUGUAUCCCACCGUUUUUCUCCAAGGAGCUCAAGGUGGCAUAGGAGGUUCUCCCCCUCCUCAUUUAAUCCCCAUGAAACCCCUAUGAGGCAGAUUAGGCUGAGAGAGGCAGUGACUGGCCCAAAGUCACUCAGUGAGCUUCAUGGCCGAGUGGGGAUUUGAACUCUGGACUCCCAGGUCCUAGUCCAACUCUAUGGCCACUACAACACACUAUUACAGCAGGAAAAUAGAUCUGGGAAGUUCUCCUGCAAUGGCCCCAUUGAAAAGAACGGCAGUGGUGCAUGAACACCGUUAUGGGGUUUUUACAGGAGAUAUUCUCAGGCAAUUGUGCCCUGUAUAAACCUUUUCUUCUCAGAGGCAGAGUAAUGGCAACUUCCAACUCUGUGCCUCUGUAAAUAAAACAGUGCAAUGACCCUGUAAGGUAGGCCAGAAUUAUCUUUAUCCCCAUUCUGAAGACGUAAGGGAUGAGUGAGCAUCACUUGUCUAAGGCUACCUAGUGUGCUCAUAGCUGAGGCAAGAUUUGAGCCAGGGACUUCUGUAUGCCAGUUCUGAGACAGAAAGUAGCCUAUUGAUUUAUUUCCUUUCAUUUCCUAUAAGUUACUCACUCUUCUUAUUCCAGAGGGAGUUGCAUGCCAGCCAGUGGACCACAAAGGCCUCAAAGAAGGAAUUUGAGUUGCUGGCGUCACUGGAAAUUCUGGAAGAGCGACUCGUGUGAGUAUAGAACCACAGGGAAGAGAUGGAUGGAUGUGUGCAUUCUUGUGCAGACUAGAGACUAGAGGGUAUCUUGAACAGGUGGCCUAUGUGAUUGCAGGUGUCUAUUCUGCCACAACACAUUCCAUUUUUAAACAAAAAUAGGACGCGGGUGGCGCUGUGGUCUAAACCGCUGAGCCUCUUGGGCUUGCCAAUCGGAAGGUCGACGGUUCAAAUCCCCGUGAUGGGGUGAGCUCCCAUUGCUCGGACCCAGCUCCUGCCAACGUAGCAGUUUGAAAGCACACCCAAGAGUCCAAGUAGAUAAAUAGGUACCGCUCCUGCAGGAAGGUAAACGGUGUUUCCGUUGCGCUGCUCUGGUUUCGCCAGAAGCGGCUUAGUCAUGCUGGCCACAUGAGCUGGAAAAACUGUCAGCAGACAAACGUCGGCUCCCUUGGCCAGUAAAGCAAGAUGAGCGCCGCAACUCCAGAGUCGUCCGCGACUGGACUUAACUGUCAGGGGUCCUUUACCUUUACCUUUAGUGAUAUGCGAGUUCUCAUGUGGUUUUGAAGUGCUAGGAAUAAAACCUCUCCUGUAGGUUUUAGAGACUUGAAAUGUAUUAAUCAGGUGUGGAUUCUUACAUAGGUUGCAGUAAUAUUGGCCGUUAGGAACAUUUUUGGGGAGUGAAGAAGCAAGAGAAAAUGUAUUUUUCACAGUAGGAAGUGACCAGCUAGAGUAAAUCAAAUUAGUUUAAUUGGUUUCUUGCCUGGUCAGGGCUAUGAGUUCUAUCUGGCACCUACUCUUUCAGAGAGGCUAAAAAGCGAGCACAGCAAGCUGAGGAAAAAUCUGAAGUCCUUCAUGAGGACUUGGAAGAAGCUCUGGCAAAAAUCCAGAACAUGGAGGGUGAGCAACCAAAGCUGAAGGACUCUGAACAAAAAGAAACAAAACUCAAAGCAGGUAUGGCUAAAGACUUGAAAGGUGGAAUUGCAGGCUCCAAAAAAAUGCUCUGGAAUUUUAAGGGCAAUUUCAUGCACCACACGUUUAGGCGUACGUUUGAAAACAUAAAAUGUGAAUGUGAUAAACUGGUUUGCAGGCUCACGUGUGUUCAAGGUACAAAUGUGUCGGAGAACCAGGAUUGGCUGCACUUUCAAGCAUACAUUUGGGUGGUAUAAUUGAGUAUGCUGCUGCUGCUGCUGCUAUUACUUCCCUUGAUCUAUAGCAUCUAGAUCAAGGGAAGUAAUAGUGCCACUGUAUUCUGCUCUGGUCAGACCUCACCUGGAGUACUGUGUCCAGUUCUGGGCACCACAGUUCAAGAAGGACACUGACAAACUGGAACGUGUCCAGAGGAGGGCAACCAAAAUUGUCAAAGGCCUGGAAACGAUGCCUUAUGAGGAACGGCUAAGGGAGCUGGGCAUGUUUAGCCUGGAGAAGAGGAGGUUAAGGGGUGAUAUGAUAGCCAUGUUCAAAUAUAUAAAAGGAUGUCACAUAGAGGAGGGAGAAAGGUUGUUUUCUGCUGCUCCAGAGAAGCGGACACUGAGCAAUGGAUCCAAACUACAAGAAAGAAGAUUCCACCUAAACAUUAGGAAGAACUUCCUGACAGUAAGAGCUGUUCGACAGUGGAAUUUGCUGCCAAGGAGUGUGGUGGAGUCUCCUUCUUUGGAGGUCUUUAAGCAGAGGCUUGACAACCAUAUGUCAGGAGUGCUCUGAUGGUGUUUCCUGCUUGGCAGGGGGUUGGACUCGAUGGCCCUUGUGGUCUCUUCCAACUCUAUGAUUCUAUGAUUCUAUGAUUCUAAAUGGCUCAAAAUAGACAAAACAGGCAUAGGGAAGUCACGUGUUGCACGUCUUGCUGAGCUGUGCCAUUUCAGACUAUGUGUAUUGUAUUUCCACGCUGCCUACCACACAAUGGAAAAAAAUGUACAGGAAGUGUGCUUUUGGAGGAGAGCGGAGAGCAUUCCCAGAUACAGGUUGUGCUAAAUACGUUGUGCUAGCGCAAUGGGGUUCCUCCUCCCCUUGACAUCCCCACAUCUGCUCUGGAAGGUUGGGGGGAACUGGAGGGCAGGCUCUGGCAGAAUGCUUGGCUUGGCACUACUUUGGAUACAACCCACCAUCUUCCCCCCUCUCCACCCGUAGUCAGAAAUGGAAUGUUACUGCAAAAGUUGUACCAGAUGCCUUUCUGUUCCUUUGUUUCUGCUCUUAGUAAGUAAAUAUGUGUAGCCACUUCCCCAUCAUUACUACUCCCUGAAGGUUGCAAGAAUCAAAAUGAUAGGCUGUACCUAAGGCAGGCUGGGGAGAGAGAUGGUUUGCUGAUUGAAGGUCUUUUCAUUCCCGCCCCCUCAAUAACAGCAGGCUGUUUAUUUCUCCAUUUAAAAAUGGUAACGUGAGAAUUAGCUGACUUGCCCAGUCCACCUCCUGAGUCUGAUAGGGGAAUCCUUUCCACACGGGCAACAAACAGAGGCCUAGUUCACACCUGUGUAUCAGUUGCUUGAUUUAUCUGUUCUUGAUUUAUCUGUUCUUGAUGACUGGCAGCUGUCACCUGGUCUGCCCAGGAGGGUGAGGUAGUAGACUGGACUGUGCCACUACAGACAGCAGCCAGGAAAAUCACCUUUUUGGUUGUUCUUUAUUAUAAAGUGUAUCCUGUAAGUAGAAUGUUAGCACAGCAGGGAAUGGACUAAUCUAGAACUUUUCUCCCUGGUGUGUUAGGUUUCCACUUUCAGAAACCUAUUCCAAACUUAAAAAUAGGAAGCGUAAUGCUGGUGGUCAACAAAAGAGGUUUAAAGACUGUCUCAAAGCAAAUCUUUAAAGAUGUAUUAUAAACACUAACAAAUGGGAAACACUUGCCUGUGAGCGCUCCAAUUGGAGAACAGCCUUUACCAAAGGUGUCAUGGGCUUUGAAGACACUCAAACUCAGGACGCAAGGGAGAAACAUGCUAAGAGGAAGGCAUGCUUGGCAAAUCCACACCGUGAUCAACUCCCGCCCGGAAACCUAUGUCCCCACUGAGGAAGGACGUGUGGAUCCAGAAUUGGCCUCCACAGUCAUUUACAUUACUGUUGAGACUGUGUUCAUGGAAGACAAUCUUACUCAGCUACGAGUGAUCGCCAAAGAAGAAGACCAUUCUUCCAUCUGCAUUGCUGAAGUGGCACAACCCAUUAUGCACCCUCAAUCUGCUACAUGUGUAGCUCUGGCCUGAAUAGGUGAUGUUUCUGUUGAAAAGCAGUGUGUUGUGGGGUGAAAGGAAAGUUAUUCAUUACUUCAUAAUGUCAUAAUUCACAUGUCAUAAUUCACUUGAUGCAAUCAUGAAGUAAUGAAGAUGCAUGUUAUGAACCAACCCAGGGAGCUGAAGAAGCAAACUGUGUUAGAGUAUAUUGAUUUAUUGCUCAGAUAAGCCUGAGGUCUGGCACACUUCCCUUGCAUAAGCCUCUGCAUUCCAAUGUCCACAUAUCUGAGCUUAGCAGAGUUUCGACAGCGGCAAGAGGAAACUGCAAAAAAAAACUCCAGUGCAUUCUUCAGUGUGCUUAAAUAAAGUCCACUCAGGAUCUUAGCAGCUAAAAGCAGUUUUAUUUACAGCAGGCUAUCCAUUAUCUAUCACAGCGAACAGCAUCGCGAAAACACGUCCUCUCUCCUCAAAAGCGAAAGUAGAGAGAAAAGAACAAAGGCUCUCGGCUCUCGGAACUGACGUAGAAGUUCCCCCCUCCCAACAACAACAGUAGGCAGGGCGUACAGUCUGAGCUGUUUAACCCUGUAAGCUCAGGUUCUCCUCACACCCCCUCUCGCCCUGCGCUACUGUGGGGACAGUAAGUACAGAACUUACCCCCAACUCCAAACCACCACAAAACUCCCCAUGACGCUGGGAGCUUAAAGGUUUGGUAAAUCCAUUGGCCAGGUUACUGUGACUGGCACAGUACUUCAGUCGUAUCAAACCUGACUGAACACUCUGACACACAUUUUGGAAACGUAUGUCCAGAUGCUUGGUUCUGGCCUUAAAUUGCGCAGAUCCAGCCAACUUCAAACAAGGUUGAUUGUCUUCCCAAACCGUGAUGGGCAAGCUACAAUCCCCAUAGAUCUCUUGCACCAAGCAUCUAUAGAACUCUAGUUCCCGGCACAAAUCUGACAGUGCACUGAAUUCAGCCUCAGUAGAAGACAGCGCAAUGAGACUUUGCUUCCGGGACUUCCACCCAACCAGUGACUUCCCAAACUUAAUCACCAACCCAGACACAGACUUGCGGUCCUGCGGAUUCGCCCAGUCACUGUCCGCAUAGCAUGUGAGCUUCGCCUCACCUUCAGCUGGCAGCUUAAGACAGAAGUCUUUGGUAUGCUGCAGGUAGCGCAGUACCCGCUUGAUACCGUGCCAAGCACUCACACUGGGCUUUGGCGCUUCCCUACUUAGCAGGUUGGUAGCAAAGGCAAUGUCUGGUCUGCUCCAUUGGGACAGAUACAACAGACUACCUAGAGCUGACUGAAAGAGCUCAGCAUUCUCGAACUCAGCACUUUCUGCUCGCUGGCUGUCUUUCACGAAGUUCGUCUCCAUGGGUGUCCGAACUCCUGCACAAUCGGACAUUCUGAACUUCUCAAGCAACUGCUCAAUCUUGCCUUUCUGACUGAGCAAGAAGCUACCAUCCUCAGUUCUCGCUAUCUGGACGCCUAGGUAGAUCUUUACUGCACCCAGGUUCUUGAGCUGAAACCGUUUCCCAAGCUCUUUGGCAAACUUCUGCACCUGUUUGUCUGCCUUUCCAACAUGGAUGAUGUCAUCAACGUAAAACAACACCAGUUCCUGUGAGUCUCCUGAUCCUCUAAGGAACAGGCAACUGUCAGCAAGACUCUUCCUGAAACCUAGCUUCUCCAAAGCUUCAUUCAGGCACAAGUUCCAAUUCCUGGCCGACUGCUUCAGGCCGUAAAUUGACUUGUGAAGUUUCCACACAGUACCUCGCUCAUUGCCCUCAAACCCUGGAGGAGGAAGCAUGUACAGAUCCUCCUGGAGGUCUGAGUUCAAGUAAGCAACAUCCACAUCAAAGUGAUGCACCAGCAAACCUCUUUGUGCAGCGAUGGCUAAGACCAAGCGUAGAGACUCACUCCUACAUGUGGGCGCAUAAAUCUCCGUAUAAUGCAACCCCCUGCGCUGCAUGAAUCCUCUCGCCACUAAUCUGGCCUUAUACUGCGGUUCUCCUGUCGCUGUGGGCUUAAGACGGUAAACCCAGCGGCUACCCACUGUCUUUUCACCCACCGGCAACUUCGUGAGGGAGAACACACCUAGAGACUCCAUUGAGUUCAUCUCCUUCUGCAUCGCCUCAUGCCAUUUCCUGGCUUCUUCUUGAGGCAGUUUCUGAACAUCCUCAAAACUCUCGGGUUCACACUGUGCCAUUCCGACCCACACGCUAGUGACGGCAAACCUUUCAGGAGGUUUCCCCUUGGUCGUCCGCGUUGAACGGCGCAGCACUACUUCAGGAACCCCUCUGACCCACUAGGGCCAGCCAGAACGUCCUUGGCAUCAGAGAGCUCCCCCUCUGACUUACUGCGCCUUCUGGACUUCUCAGCCGAACCUGUGAGGGAAGAUGGAGCACUGCGUUGCUCAAUCUUCACAGCCUUGGGAGAAGUUCUCCCCUCUGCCUGCACUGGGCCUGGACUCUGAGCCUCAGUAGCAGGUUCAACCUCUUCCUCUCCUUCAUCAGCAGAGUCUAGCAGACUCUCUGACAGGAUGUCAGGGUUCCCAUGUAUCCUUGCCCAGCCACUCUGCUCACAGAAUUCAGCACUGUUGCUGAGCAGAAUCCUGGACUGAUUCCCUGACGGAUACGCAAACCUCCACCCCUUGGUCCCUGGCUCAUACCCACAAAAAAUCAUCUUCUGGGACUUGGGUUCACCUUUCUUGCGUUUGGCCUUUGGUAUGAGGACCCAAGCCUCACAGCCAAAAACGCGGAAGUAGUGCACCUUCGGUUUCUUGCCAUGGAGCAAGAAGUACGGUGUGUCACCUACCACUGAAUUGAACGACCUGUUCAGAAUAAAGUUGGCCGUUCACCAAGCCUCCCCCCAAAAACGCUGUGGGAGCCCGGCAUCAAACAAAAGAGCUGCGGACAUCUCCCCUAGAGUCCUAUUCCUGCGUUCCGCGAUCCCAUUCUGUUGGGGACUGUGUGGAGAAGUCAACCUGUGUUGAAUCCCCUUUUUGCGGAAGAAACUUUGCAGUGCAGACCCGGUGAACUCCCCACCGCGAUCGCUCUGAAAGUUUUGCACCCGUGUGGAAAACUGCAGUUCCACAGCCGCAAUCCAGUCUUUGAUUAGCGGCGCAGCUUCAUCUUUGCGUUGAAGCAAGAACGUCCAAGAAUUCUGCGUAUGGUCAUCAAUCAGAACCAGCGCAAAUUUGGCUCCGCCCAAACUGCUCACAGAAAACGGACCUGAAAAAUCUGCAUGAAUUAACUGAAAAGCCCUAGUGGUCAUCCUCUCAGACCUAGGGUAUGUGCACGUUUUCACCUUUGCGGACUUGCACGCUCUGCAAUCUAGAAACUUGGCACAUGAUUUCAUUUUGCACCCUUGCGUAUACUCUGGGAUCCUUUUCACUGACCCCCACGACACGUGUGCCAUGCGUCGGUGCCAGAGAUGGGCACACGCAUCAUGAACUGGAACAUUGGCACACUGUGCUUGAGCCUCCUCCGUGUCAUCUGGACCUGCAAAAGAAGCAUUUAUCACAAACAACCUGUCUUUACAUUCAACACUGACUAGGUGCUGUCCAUUCUUGGAAAUAGAACACUUAUUGUUCUCAAAACACACUCUGUAGUUUUCAGCAAGGAGUGCACUGACAGACAGCAACGCGCAGGACAGUCCUGGAACAACAAAAGCCUGGAUUGAAUCCUGCAAGAAAGAACAAAACAGUGAGCCAGUCUGCGUGAGUGGGUGUCGAGUCCCAUCUGCUAAACAGACAGUCUUCCCAGAUUUUACAGAGGUGCAGUUCUCCAGGAAUCCAGCAGAUGGCACUAGGUGAUGAGACGCUCCACUGUCUAUUACAAAAGCCAGCACAGCAUCCUGUUGACAACUCUUGACUACAGCCAUAGAGGCAGCCAAAUGUUUACGUUCAGUGUCUCUGCCAGCUGCCUUCGGCUUGCCUUUCCCACGCUUUGAAGAAGAGCUCUUUAUCUGGUUGCUACGGGAGACGGCCUUCGGCUGUUCCUCCACUGGACAUUCUCUCACCAGAUGGGAGGGGAGCCACAGCGAUAACAGCGGCGACGCGUAGCAACAGCUCUCACAGCUCUCUCUUCAGCCAUUCCUUUGUUCCCAGCACCCCCACCUUUGGGUGCACAGCCUGGGCCUGCAUGCUCCCCAGCACUCUGGUUGUAGGCCUCAACAUCACACGGCCCCUCAGAGACAAAGCAGCUACUCCCAGCCGUAACUUCAGAAACAUGGCCAGCAGCCCCCUCUGGGCUCUCAGCUUUCUCCCUGCUCUCGGCUUUCUCCCGGCCCUGGGCUCCUGCUGAGUUCUCACACAGACUCCUCAGCACCUGCCAGGCGGCCUGAGCCGACUCAACGCCCUCCAGGUGGGGCAACAGGAUAGCGUCCACGCUUGCUCUCAACAUGCAGAGCUCCCUUUGCAUUCUCAGCUCUCUAUCUUCCAGGAGAGCAGCCUCCAGUUCUGCUCCUCCUUCUUCAGCAGCAACUGGCAUGGGUGGGGCCGGCUCCUUCUGAGCUAUACUCCAGAACCCUGUGGCCAGAAACCACCCCCUGACUCUUCUAACCCAGAUAUCCCAGGACUGGGUUGUGAGCUUUUCAAACGGGACAUCAUAAAAGUCCUGGAGCUCAGCCAUCUCCUCCCCCAGUGCUCCCAUUGGGGCUUUGAAGUACUCACGCGUACCAGCCAGCUUCAACGGAGAGGCCUCCAGUGGCUCUUUGCAGCACGCAGCAUUGCAGCCAGCUUCCCUGCUUUUCUCCCAGGCGAAGCCUCAAAGCAGGACUUUUGCCCUCCGGCAGCAUAAACAGCAGCUUCUCAGUUUCUCAGGUUUCUCAACCUUCUUAAGCACACAGCACAUCAAAGCAGGCUUCAAAGCAGCUUUCUCUAAUUUCAAUUACUGCCCCCAUAACCUGUUAGAGUAUAUUGAUUUAUUGCUCAGAUAAGCCUGAGGUCCGGCACACUUCCCUUGCGUAAGCCUCUGCAUUCCAAUGUCCACAUAUCUGAGCUUAGCAGAGUUUCGACAGCGGCAAGAGGAAACUGCAAAAAAAAAACUCCAGUGCAUUCUUCAGUGUGCUUAAAUAAAGUCCACUCAGGAUCUUAGCAGCUAAAAGCAGUUUUAUUUACAGCAGGCUAUCCAUUAUCUAUCACAGCGAACAGCAUCGCGAAAACACGUCCUCUCUCCUCAAAAGCGAAAGUAGAGAGAAAAGAACAAAGGCUCUCGGCUCUCGGAACUGACGUAGAAGUUCCCCCCUCCCAACAACAACAGUAGGCAGGGCGUACAGUCUGAGCUGUUUAACCCUGUAAGCUCAGGUUCUCCUCACAAACUGCAUUGCACUGGCUAAGAAUGUGAGCAGGGAAGUCCCUAGUUGAACUCUUACCUAACCCAGUUGGUGGUCCGAGCAAGCGUUUAUCAGCCUAAGCUGCUCAUCUACAGCGUGAUACUGAUCGUAUCAGGAUUGUUGAUUUACUUUGAACAAAGUACUGUGUACAUGUCAGAGAUCGGUGUGUCUUAGAUCAUUGAAAUAAGUGGGGUUGAGCGCAUAAUGCUCUGUUGGAAUAUUCCCAUUAUGGAUGAGGUUCUCACUGAGAACAGGUAUACUUAUGAAGUGUGAACAUGACAAACAUGGGUUUGUGGAUGCAUAUGCUGUUCAUAACCAUUCUCUGGGCAGCUGGGUUUGGUCUUGAUUCCCUCAAGGCUAUGCUUGGGCUGAAACCUGGACUUGUCGCAGAGUAGAGUAUGAGGUUUCUCUGAGCUACUAGUUCUCAUAUUGUCUAGGUGUUGACAAUGUCAGUGUUUAAGUGCUUCUUGCUGUGCAUCUGUCGUUGCAGAAGUUGUCGUUAAGGAGCAAACUGAAUCACCUUCACAGCCCAGCACUCCUAAGCCAUGA